AGGAGCAGAAGGAGGUGGAGGAAGACGAGGAGAAGGAGGAGAAAAAGAAGGAGGAGGGACAGCAGGAUGGUUAGCAUCAGCAUUAGCAGCAGCAAUAACAACAGAGGAAAGAGUAGAAGAAUAUGCAUCAUAAGGAAAAGCGAGAUGAAAGAGGAUAAGUAUGGGGUGGAAAAUGAGGCAGAGAAGAAGAAAGAAACAGGAAGAAAACCAAUGACAAUGCAAGAAAGAAAUCUAGAGAAACAUUGCAAAGAGUGCAUUUUAAAUUAAAUUAAUUUUUCUAUCUACAGAUGUGUCGUGCGGUGCUGCAUAUUGUGCAAUAAUACUUGUGAUUUAGUUUUUAAUGAUUAUUAUAAAGAAGUAAAAACAGAGCAAUAUACGUUGAUUGAAAAUAAUUUUAUAUAGAAGAUUUAUCAAAGCAUAAAGUUGCUUAAUCGGUAGGAAGUCACAUCAACUAUACAGCUGUGUAACCUGUACAAGACACCAAUACGUGCAUCAUUUUCUUCAUUACAUCGGCUGUAAGAAGUCAUAGGAGAAGAAUUACUAAGAUCUAAGAACGAAGGUACAAAUUGUACACCUGCAGCAAUAGAAGACUUUCCACACGAUCUUUUCGAUGAGAAGCAAAGGCAAGGAGGAGCUGUCGUAGUGCACGUAAUCGUUUCGCUUUACCUGUUUAUCGCGUUAGCAGUAGUUUGCGACAAGUUUUUUGUUCCCGCUGUAGAAAAGAUAUGUCACGCACUUUCGAUGUCCAAGGACGUAGCAGGUGCUACUUUUAUGGCUGCAGCAACGUCGGCACCGGAACUGUUCGUAAAUGCAAUCGGUACAUUUAUCACCGAAGGUGACAUCGGUGUCGGAACAAUAGUAGGCUCGGCUGUAUUCAAUAUCCUCGCAGUACCAGCUUGUUGUGGUAUUGGUGCUGGUAUGGUAGUUCCUCUAGACUGGUGGCCAGUUAGUAGAGAUUGUCUUGCCUAUGGUGUUACAGUCGCUAUUCUAAUAUGUAUUAUACACGAUGAGCGAGUAGAAUGGUACGAAGCAUUAACGCUAGUAUUAUUGUACAUCGUAUACAUCGCUGUUAUGUAUUGGGAUAAAUCGUUCCAGCGAUGCACACGAUUUCGUACGCAUAACGCUGACCGAUCCUCAGAUGAUCAUCGACAUGCGACAGAAGACAGUACAGAAAUUCACAUGGCUAGAUCUGACAAAUUACAGACUGGUGAACAAGUCGAACAUAUAGAUGUACCAUUACAAAAUGGAGGUACAAAAACACAAGAAGAAAAUCCUGAUCCUAAUUAUGAAUACGAAUUAUUGGUAUGGCCAGCAAGAGCUGGAUGGAUAAGAAAAACAGCAUGGAUUAUGACUUGGCCGAUUCAUUUGAUUUUUAUGUGUACAAUACCAGAUUGCGAAAAACCACGAUUCAAGAAUUGGUUUCCGAUAACAUUUCUUAUGUGCAUUAUUUGGAUUGGAUCCUUAAGUUAUGUGGUUGCAUGGAUGAUCACUAUAAUUGGAGACACUCUAAAAAUACCAGAUUCCGUUAUGGGUAUUACUUUUCUCGCUGCCGGUACUAGCGUACCAGAGGCUGUAUCAAGUGUAAUAGUAGCAAAACAAGGACAUGGUUCAAUGGGUAUUAGCAACUCGAUAGGAUCGAAUACUUUCGAUAUAUUAUUGUGUUUGGGUUUACCAUGGUUAAUCAAAUCUUCAUUUUCACCAACACAACCAGGAAAACAUUAUAUCAGUAUAAAUUCUGGUGGUCUUGAAUACAGUGCUAUUUCGUUGUUAUCGACAUUAAUGUUACUUUACAUCGCUUUCGCUUCAAAUAAGUUUCAGCUCGAUAGAAAAGUCGGCCGAGCUUGUUUAUGUAUGUAUGCUGUGUUCCUCAUAUUAGCCUCAUUGAUAGAACUCAAUGUAUUCUUCAGGGUAAAUUUACCCACGUGCCAGAGGACGGUCAAAUGAUCUGAAAUCAAAAGUAGACUUGCUUAAUGAUAUUUGAUACGGUUUAGUUGAUUUUCGUACGUUCUCUUGAACUUACGAACAACAUUGUGAAUUGAAGAAUGCUGUUUUACAUUAUAUAAAACUA
Apis dorsata (giant honeybee) is the source of this 2068-nucleotide messenger RNA. RefSeq names its product sodium/potassium/calcium exchanger 3 (gene zyd). The coding region runs from base 742 to 1944 and encodes 400 amino acids. Lineage: Eukaryota; Metazoa; Arthropoda; Insecta; Hymenoptera; Apidae. Gene Ontology annotation, molecular function: calcium channel activity; calcium, potassium:sodium antiporter activity. The record is from RefSeq and is a predicted model, not a curated record. Gene Ontology annotation, biological process: calcium ion transmembrane transport; intracellular calcium ion homeostasis. The transcript is spliced from 10 exons. Gene Ontology annotation, cellular component: membrane.